Molecule: messenger RNA, 2604 nt
Organism: Macadamia integrifolia
Lineage: Eukaryota; Viridiplantae; Streptophyta; Magnoliopsida; Proteales; Proteaceae
Product: vacuolar-sorting receptor 3-like
Exons: 12
Coding region: 233-2131 (632 amino acids)
Molecular function (GO): calcium ion binding
Source: RefSeq, a predicted model, not a curated record
CCAGUGAACCAACCACUGUCCUCUGUACUAGUCUCUGUACAUGAAGGAAAAGCGAUAAAUCAAGAUUCUUUUUUCUUUUUCUUUAAAAGUUUUUGAGGCUCUGUUGAUGAAUCUGGAGAAGAAGUAGGGUUUUGUUGUUCGUUCGAACUUGAUCUUCUCAUUUCAUUAUUUUGUAAUUGUAAUCUCUCGUCCAUCUCUUUUGAUACUUUUGUUUAGCUCUGUGAAUUCGUAAAUGUCGGGGAGAUCAGUAGUAGGGUUUAGUUUAGGGUUUCUGGUAUUGUUGUUUUGGUAUUCUCUUAUAUACCCGGCAACGGCAAGGUUCGUUGUGGAGAAGAAUAGCUUAACUGUGACAUCUUCGGGUAGUAUUAAAGGUACUUAUGAUAGCGCCAUUGGAAACUUUGGAAUACCUCAAUAUGGGGGGAGCAUGGCUGGAAUGGUUGUGUAUACGAAGCAGAACGUGAAGGGUUGCAAGGAUUUCAGCGACUCGGGAAUAUCUUUCAAGUCAAAACCUGGAGCUCUCCCAACAUUUCUCUUGGUCGAUCGAGGAGAUUGCUUUUUUGCUUUAAAGGUUUGGAAUGCCCAGAAAGCUGGGGCUUCUGCAGUGCUUGUAGCAGAUGACAUUGAGGAACCGCUAAUAACAAUGGACUCACCCCAAGAGGAUAGUGCAUCUGCAAAAUAUAUUGAGAACAUUACAAUUCCAUCUGCACUUAUUGAGAAAGACUUCGGUGAAAAGUUGAAGAAGGCAGCCAGUGCUGGGGAAAUUGUCAAUGUGAACCUCGAUUGGAGAGAAGCUGUUCCACAUCCUGAUGACCGUGUGGAAUAUGAGUUGUGGACCAAUAGCAAUGAUGAAUGUGGGACCAAAUGUGAUAUGUUGAUGGAGUUUGUUAAGGAUUUCAAGGGUCCGGCUCAGAUUCUUGAAAAAGGUGGUUAUACUCAGUUUGCACCCCAUUAUAUAACCUGGUACUGUCCUCAGGCAUUCACAGUCAGCAGACAGUGCAAAUCCCAGUGCAUAAAUCAUGGCAGAUAUUGUGCACCUGACCCUGAACAGGAUUUCAGUCGUGGUUAUGAAGGGAAAGAUGUUGUUAUUGAAAAUCUGAGACAAUUAUGUGUUUAUAAGGUGGCAAAUGAAAGCAAAAAGCCCUGGGUCUGGUGGGAUUAUGUAACUGAUUUUCAAAUAAGAUGUCCCAUGAAGGAGAAAAAAUACAACAAGGAAUGUGCUGAUGUUGUCAUCAAAUCUCUAGGUCUUGAUAGUAAAAAGAUUGAGAAGUGUAUGGGAGACCCGAAUGCAGACUCUAAAAAUCCUGUUUUGGAAGAAGAGCAGGAAUCCCAAGUUGGGAAAGGAUCUAGAGGCGACGUAACCAUAUUGCCUACCCUUGUUGUUAACAAUCGACAGUAUCGAGGAAAGUUAGAGAAAGGUGCUGUUUUGAAGGCUAUAUGUUCUGGUUUUGAGGAAACUACUGAACCAGCUGUGUGUUUGAGUAGUGAUAUAGAAACAAAUGAGUGUUUAGAUAAUAAUGGUGGUUGCUGGCAAGACAAAGCGCUGAAUGCCACCGCCUGCAAGGAUACAUUCCGAGGAAGAGUAUGCGAGUGUCCCUUGGUUGAUGGUGUUCAGUUUAAGGGAGAUGGUUACAAUACUUGUAAAGCGAGUGGACCUGGACGGUGCAAAAUAAGUAACGGGGGUUGUUGGCAGGAAACUCGAGAUGGACACACAUUCUCUGCUUGUGUGGAUACCGAGGGCAGUAAAUGCCAGUGUCCUCCUGGAUUUACAGGAGAUGGUGUCAAAAGCUGUGAAGAUAUCGACGAGUGCAAAGAGAAAAAGGCUUGCCAAUGCCCUGAAUGCAGCUGUAAGGAUACCUGGGGUAGCUAUGAGUGCACUUGUAGUGGGGACCUCUUGUACAUCAGGGAUCAGGACACUUGCAUAAGUAAGCGGGCAACUGAAACAAAAAGUGCAUGGGCUGCUUUUUGGGCCAUUUUUAUAGGCCUGGCAAUUGCUGUUGCUGGGGCUUAUGUUGUUUACAAAUAUAGAUUGAGAUCGUACAUGGAUUCAGAGAUCAGAGCCAUAAUGGCACAGUACAUGCCACUGGACAGCCAAACAGAAGUCCCAAAUCAUGUCAGUGAGGAUCGUGCCUGAAGAAAGUGAUCCUUGCUGUCCAACUUCCAUGUAUCCCCCAACCAGUAUAGUGCCACAGCUCACUUACUCUCCAUAUUAGAAGUACCUCCUGAGGGUGGUCUUCCAAAAUUUUGUAAAUUUAUGGUUGACCAAUAAGAGGGUUGAGCAAAAGAGUUUGGCUUGAGGUGCAAGAUGACAUCAAAAAUCAUAUUGGGGUGGAUUGAUGGACAGAUUCAGAGAUGGGUUGUAUUUCUAGGAAUCAUCAAUCCUAUUUAUGACAGAUUAUGGAUGUUAUCCAAUCCUAAGAGCAAUUUUAUGUAAUUCAUGUAUGGCUCCAAUAGGGCUGUAGAUGUCUAUUUUUCUCACCAUUGUCCAAACCAGUGUAUUUCCAGUAUUUGUAAUUGGUUAUAUUCAUAGUGUUUGGGACUUGUUUGUAAAACCGAACUCAAAAAGUUUGCUUAUACAGUUUGAAGAGGUGGGCUUUGCUUGUUGCA